This is a messenger RNA of Ceraceosorus guamensis, 4998 nucleotides long. Its product is annotated as putative ATP-binding multidrug cassette transport protein. Gene Ontology annotation, biological process: transmembrane transport. Gene Ontology annotation, cellular component: membrane. NCBI's taxonomy places the organism in Eukaryota, Fungi, Basidiomycota, Exobasidiomycetes, Ceraceosorales, Ceraceosoraceae. The transcript has 2 exons. The coding region runs from base 346 to 4773 and encodes 1475 amino acids. Gene Ontology annotation, molecular function: ATP hydrolysis activity; ATP binding; ABC-type transporter activity. The record is from RefSeq and is a predicted model, not a curated record.
CUUCGGCUCACUUUCGAUCAAAGCUAAGAUUUGUAUGUGGUCACACCGCCACCGCGCGAGGUGCAACUCGUGACUCUUGGAGUUGGAGUUGGGACUAACAGUCUAUAUAAAGCACGCUCUCGGUCGCUGCAUUGAUCUCUCCGCUUUCCCCCAAGUGAGCAACCGUGGCUUACGGCGAAGUCGGGAUACACUCGCCCCUCCUUCCGCAGGUAUAGAGCGCUUAUCAAUCACCAACGCCAGGUAGACGAAUCAGUCACCAUCUACCUCCUGACUGCGCACUCCCCACUUUCAAACCUCUCCGCCAUCCAAGACACAACCUCCUCAUCCGCAUUCGACUCACACAUCAUGUCUUCUUUGCCAGCUGGCGAGGGCGGUGUCGGUGGUCCCGUUAGCCACUCUGCCCCCUUGACGGCUGCUGGUGAGCGCAAUGAAGCGCACAGCUCUUCGCCCACCGAUGUCGAAUCGUCCAGCAUCGAAGAGUCACUGGAGAAUCACGGCGAAGGCGUCAAUGUGGAGCGCGCCAAGGAGGAAUUUGCCAACCUCGGCCGCACUCUCAGCACUGAAGCUCGCGCCGCUGAGAAGGAAAAGGACAUCGAGGGCGCUAGCGACGACGACGAAUUCAGUCUUCUCGACUACCUCCAGAGCAACACAUCUGCCUCCAGCCAGGCUGGCAUCAAGCGCAAGCGUGUCGGCGUCGUCUGGGAAAACCUGGAAGUCCUCGGCAUGGGCUCUCUGACUUUGGGCGUCCGAACUUUCCCCGACGCGCUCGUGCAGAACUUUGGUGCACCCCUUUUCAUGAUACUCCAAUUGCUCAAGGUGGAUCUGCUCAAGCUGGGACAGCGCAAACUGCUUCAAAACUUCAAUGGUUCAAUGCGUCCAGGCGAGAUGACCCUCGUGCUCGGUCGACCAGGCUCAGGUUGCUCCACCUUCCUCAAGACUAUAGCCAACGAACGCGGUGGAUACAUUGGCGUCAACGGCGAGGUCACUUACGGGGGCAUGCCCGCCAAGCUCUUCACCAACAGGUACCCGGGAGAAAUCGUCUACAAUGAAGAAGAUGACAGGCAUUUCCCCACUCUCACCGUCGGCGAGACUCUCGAGACUGCACUCAGACUCAAGUCUCCCGGUCGCUUGCUCCCAGGCGAGUCGAAGAAGGAAUUCAGGGAAAAGGUCGUCAACAUGCUCCUCAGCAUGCUCAACAUCAGGCAUACACGCGACACCAAAGUCGGUGACGCCUACGUACGGGGUGUGUCUGGCGGUGAACGCAAGCGCGUCUCGGUCGCUGAGAUGCUCUGCACGCGUGCUGCCGUCUUGUCUUGGGACGGGCCUAGCCGCGGUCUCGACGCCAGUAGUGCUCUGGACCUCGCCAAGAGUCUUCGCAUCCUCACGGACGUUCUUGGCCUUUCCACUUUCGUCUCUCUCUACCAAGCGGGCGAGGGUAUCUAUGAGCAGUUCAACAACGUGAUGGUCAUCACUGAAGGUCGCUGCGUCUACUACGGACCCAGGGAGCAAUGCAGACCGUACUUCUGGAGCCUGGGCUACAAGGACCUCCCCCGCCAAACCAGUGCUGAUUACGUCGCUGGCUGCACUGACAAGUACGUUCGUGUCUUUGCCGACGGCCGCGACGCGUCCAAUGUCCCCUCCACGCCCGAGGCCCUUGAGGCGGCUUACCAAGCAAGCGACAUCUACCGGAAGGUCAUCGCGGACAAGGAUACGUACAAGUCUGAGCUCGAGAAGGACUCUAGCGCAGCGGAGGAGUUCCGCCAAGCCGUGAUGGAAGACAAGAACCAUGGUGUCGGCAAGAAGAGUCGAUACACUGUCAACUAUUUGCAACAGGUCAAGGCCCUCUGGAUCAGACAAGUCCUAAUGAUCCUCAAUGAUAGGAGGGAUCUUGUCAUUGCCUACAUCACCUCACUCAUUCUCGCAUUGGUCAUCGGUUCUCUAUUCUACCAGAUCGAGGUCAACGCAGCUGGCGCCUUCACUCGCGGUGGUGUCAUCUUCAUCACGCUGCUCUUCGGAUCUCUCAGCGCCUUUGCGGAAUUGCCAACUCAGAUGGGAGGCCGCCCGAUCCUUUUCAGACAAAGCCACGGAUUCGCGUUCUAUCGUCCCUCGGCUCUCACUAUCGCCCAUCUUGCCGCAGAUUUCCCGACUGGUAUUCCCAAGAUCACAAUGUUCGUCAUCAUCAUCUACUUCAUGGCUGGUUUGAGGUACACCGCAGGUGCCUUCUUCACCUUCUGGAUCCACGUCAUCCUAGCGAACUACACUUUCCGAGCGCUUUUCUCGCUGUUCGGAACUGUCUGCAGGUCUUACGACGUUGCGGCGCGUCUCGCCGCAUCAGUCAUGUCUGGUCUUGUGCUGUUUGCGGGCUACGUGCUUCCACGCGAUGCCAUGCCUCGAUGGCUCUUCUGGAUUUCUUACUUGAACCCAAUCUACUACUUCUUCGAAGCGUUGAUGCUGAACGAGUUCCGUGGUCUCGACCUCGCAUGUGAUGCCGCAUCCGGUUAUCUUGUGCCUUCGGGAUUUCCCCAGUACAACAACAUCCAGUACCAAACAUGUACUCUGCAAGGAGCGGAGCUUGGGCAGACCUCAGUUCGAGGUAUCGACUACCUGCGCGAGUCGUUUGGCUUCGAGCUCUGGCAUCAAUGGCUCAACCUCGGCAUCGAAUUCAUCUUCUUCUUUGGCUUCACUGCUCUCACCGCAUUCUUUGUUGAGACAAUGGAGCAAGGAUCGUACUCUUCGGCCAUCGUUUUCAAGAAGAAGCCCAAUGCAGAAGAGCAGAAGCUCAACGCCCGUCUCUCUGAGCGUCGUGAGCUGGUCCUCGAAGGCAAGACGGACGAAGUCGAACUCAAGGCAGAAGGACGUGCGUUCACCUGGGAGAAUCUUUCGUACACCGUACCUGUCAAGGGCGGGCAAAGACAAUUGCUUGACAACAUCAACGGCUACUGCGUACCCGGAUCUCUGACCGCUCUCAUGGGCGCCAGUGGUGCAGGAAAGACUACUCUUCUUGACGUCCUUGCUGAUCGCAAGAGCGUCGGCAAAAUCGAAGGCGACCGUCUGGUCGAAGGACGUCCAGUCGACACGGAAUUCCAACGCGCUUGCGGAUAUGCUGAGCAGCAAGAUCUGCACGAGCCUACUGCCACGGUCCGAGAAGCCCUUCGAUUCAGUGCAUACCUGCGUCAAGACUACCACACGAGCGAGGAGGAGAAGAAUCAGUACGUCGAAGACAUUAUCGAGCUCAUGGAGAUGCAAGACAUUGCCGAUGCUAUGAUUGGAUGGACCGUCGCUGGUCUUAGCGUCGCGGAUCGCAAACGUGUCACCAUCGGUGUCGAGCUGGCAGCCAAGCCCAACCAGCUGCUCUUCCUCGACGAACCCACCAGUGGUCUCGAUGGUGCAUCUUCCAUGACCAUCGUCCGUCUUUUGCGCAAGUUGACCCACGCAGGUAUGACUAUCCUCUGCACAAUCCACCAGCCUAGCAGUCUUCUGUUCGAGCACUUCGAUCGCCUUCUGCUGCUGGAGCGUGGUAUCAUCAACAGCGAUGGUACCAGCACUGGCGGGCGCACGGUCUACUUUGGCGACAUCGGAACUGGCUCCCAGCACCUCAUCGACUACUUUGAAGCCAAUGGCGCCAAGAUGCCUGCCGACGUCAACCCUGCGGAAGCAAUGCUCGAUAUCAUUGGAGCUGGAUCUCAAAAGCGUGUUGGCCCUCGUGACUGGGCAGAUAUUUACAACGAAUCAGAGCUCAACCGCGUUAAUUUGGAGAAGAUCCAGGAGAUCAAGCGAGACUGCCUCGAAAAGCCCUCGCAGCGAGGUCAUAUUUCCGAAUAUGCCACCCCGUUCAUGUACCAGAUCAAGACUGUCGCCAACCGCACAUUCUUGGUCAGCUGGCGCACUCCCGACUACCAAUUUACUCGACUGUUCCAGCACGGCGCUUUUGCUCUUUUCACUGGUCUCGUCUUCCUCCAGCUCGGCAACAACGUCGCAAGCAUCCAAUUCCGCAUCUUCGGUAUCUUCAUGACCGCGGUCUUGCCGGCUAUCAUCUUGGCAUCCAUUGGUCCUAUGUACAUCAUCGCACGUUCCACCUUCUUGCGAGAGAAUUCUUCCAAGAUGUACACGCCAGUCGUUUUCGCUCUCACGCAAAUGAUGGCCGAGAUUCCAUACGGAAUCUUGUGCGCUGUCGUCUACUUCUUGCUCUUCUACUUCGUCACAGGUUUCCAAUCGGACUCCAACCGCGCCGGCUAUUUCUUUGCCCUUCUUUUGGUCUUGGAAUUCUUCUCCAUCGGCCUUGGUCAAGCGAUGGCUGCGCUUACUCCUUCAAUCUACGUCUGCACGCUUUUCAUUCCGUUCAUCGUCCUAACCUUCAGUCUGUUCUGCGGCGUCACCAUCGUCUACGCCACCAUGACGCCAUUCUGGCGCGCCUGGCUGUACUGGCUGAACCCGCUUACACACACUGUUGGAGGAUUCAUUGCAAACGAGCUGCAAGAUCUCAGGAUUCGAUGCGACCUCAACGAAUUCGCCAUCUUCGACCCACCAAGCGACCAAACUUGUCAAGCGUAUGCAGCAGACUUCUUGCGCACUGCCACCGGCUACUUGGACAAUCCAGGAGACUCUGAAGCUUGCCGAUACUGUCAAUACGAGUUCGGCCAGGAAUUCUUCGCACCGAUCAAUGUCAGCUUCGCAAAUCGUGGUCGCUCGAUCGGUAUCAUGAUUGCCUUUGCGGCAUCAAAUUGGAUCAUCACGGUUCUUGCCGCCAAGUAUACUCGAUUCGCAAACAGAUGAACAAAAUUGCGUCGUUGCCUCAUCGUCGGUUCGUUGGGUGCAACCCAUCGACCGCGUACAUACUGCUUCCACACAUAGAUUGAUACGCCACUUUAGUGCUUCCGAUCGGCGCAAGCAGCUCCCGCUAGUUUCUUCCUACCAAUACGAUUUCCACGCUACCAUGUAAGAUCUCAAUAGACUACGCGCGAGUCAGACCAGAGCAGCAAUCAAUACCCGUAAAUGUGA